AUGUCAAACACAUCAUCAACAACAUCAACAACAACAACAACACCAAACAUUCAAGAGCCAAUGAACACUGAACAUGUAAGCUUGACUGUCAAUACACCAAAAAUAAAACAAACUCCAGACAUGAAGAGAUCGUUGAAUGCUCCAUUGACUGAGGAUGAAAAAAUAGAAGCCAAUAAACUACGAGAAUAUGAAAAAGAGCUAGAUGAUGAAUUGGCUAAACUUAAAAAUGAAUUAAAUGAUGGAUCCUCAAUGGUGGACACAAUGAAUGCUCUUCAUGAAUACAAUGACAUCAAGGAUGCAGCACAAGUUGUUCUAGGUGCAAUUGCAACAAUGCAUGGUGUUACAAUUGCCAGUUUACAAAAAGAUUUUGAUGUACCAUGUGACUCAUAA
Molecule: messenger RNA, 390 nt
Organism: Aphidius gifuensis
Lineage: Eukaryota; Metazoa; Arthropoda; Insecta; Hymenoptera; Braconidae
Product: DNA repair protein SWI5 homolog
Exons: 1
Coding region: 1-390 (129 amino acids)
Biological process (GO): double-strand break repair via homologous recombination
Cellular component (GO): Swi5-Swi2 complex; Swi5-Sfr1 complex
Source: RefSeq, a predicted model, not a curated record